AUGUCCACUCAGGCAGAUGCAUCUCAAGCAGAUGCUUUUGCUCAUGCACUCGCUGGGGCAGGCGGAGGUGCCAUGUCAAUGGCUCUUACGUAUCCUUUGGUCGCAGUAACCACGAAAAUGCAGACCCUGGGUUCGGACGAGACACCAGAAACGGUUGAAAAACAGGGUCUUGUCGCAACAAUCAAAGAUGUAUAUAAAAAACAUGGCGUAGUGGGCUUUUUUGCCGGUCUCGAAAGCGCCGUUAUCGGCAUGGCGUUCUCCUCCUUCGUCUAUUACUACUGUUACGAGGCAUCGUCCAGGUGCAUCAUGAAAUACACGGGCAAACAGAGACUGAACACUGCCGAAUCAAUGCUCGUGGGCACAAUAGCUGGCUCCGUCAAUGCUGCUGCGACCAACCCGCUAUGGGUUGCGAACACCAGGAUGACAGUGGAUAAAACUGAACGUAACACUCUCAGAACGAUCCUGGACAUCGCACAUAAAGACGGCCCUGCGACUUUGUUUAACGGUCUCAAGCCAGCGCUUGUCCUCGUCAUCAACCCGAUCAUUCAAUACACGGUUUUUGAACAAUUGAAAAACACCAUUCUAGAAAAAAGUCACAGUCGCACUCUGAGUCCGUCAUGGGCGUUUCUUUCGGGAGCACUAGGAAAACUGAUUGCCACAGGCUCCACUUACCCAUACGUCACAAUGAAAGCUAGGAUGCACCUCAAGGGAAAGCAAAAGGCCCACAGUGAUAAGCCAACGGCUCCGACAUCUUUGGUGUCGUUGAUGAUGGAAACAGUGAAAAAGAACGGAGUUUCGGAGCUGUAUCGAGGAAUAGGCCUCAAGCUGGUACAAAGCGUUUUAACCGCCGCCUUUUUGUUUUUCUUUAAGGAAGGACUAGUUCUUUGGAGCAUAAAGGCAUUAAAAACGCUUUCUCAAUUGAACAGGAGAAGGCGACUCUUGAACAAGGUCUGA
This is a messenger RNA of Lachancea meyersii CBS 8951, 954 nucleotides long. Lineage: Eukaryota; Fungi; Ascomycota; Saccharomycetes; Saccharomycetales; Saccharomycetaceae. The record is from the annotation of a GenBank genome assembly.